AUGCCAAAGGAAUACCAUCAAGUAAAGGAAAAAAUGAAAGACAUUGCAGAGCAAUUGGGCAGUCGGACGAGGCCUUUCUGGACUGAGUCCGAGAAUGGGCCGUGCUACAUUUGGCCAGGAAAUCCCAAUUGGGUCCUCAAGAAGCUCUACAGUCUCGCCGAUAUGAGUCGCGGAGCUCUUUGGGGCACGUUUACUGUUUCUUCAGAUCAUCGGUUUGGCGCAAUCACAGACGACCAGUCCCGUAUUACUCUUGUGGACCUCCACCGCGGCGUUGCGUUACGAUUUUGGAAGGGCUACAAAGAGGCACAAACUUGCUUUGUCGACGUCACUGAGCGCUUUCCACCUCCUGGUCGUCAACCAAGAACUGCUAAAUUCAUGCUUAUCUAUUUACCUUGUUCGAACAAUCUUGAAGUCUGGUCACUGGUUCAUGGGCCUCUCUUAAAGUGCUGGUCGAUUAACGGAUCCUUGCGUUUUAUUCUUCCACACAUGAGUAAUCUUAAACGGACCCUGAAACGUUUCAAUGCUCUCUGUGCUGUGGAGAAUGAACAUCUGGUUGGGAUUCGUUUAAGCCUGGACUUAUGGUUUCCACACACAUCCGAGGCUAGAGAUUUUGAGACAUUUUCUCGGCUUCGGGGAUGGAUUCGCUCAAGAACUUUUAAAGCCUCCCUGAAGUCUAGUGGGUUAUCAAUUGGUAUAAUUCUCCUCUAUUUAGACUUUACAACCUGUAUUGCCAAGCUGGAAGGUCUUCUUGCAAAUUUCAUCUUAUCGGAUUGGUUUAUCAAGGCUGUGUGGGUCCUCCUCUGCACAGAAAUGAUUGAUCUAAGCACUUGGAUUACGGAGAAACUUAUGGAACUAGGAGAUUCAUUCUCUUUGAAAGAAACUAAACGACACGCAUUUCUGCAAUAUUUGAAGAAAAUUUGCGAUCUCAUCAAUUUCUACCACAGCUUUUCAAGGAUGCACAAAGCACAGACGCAGAAUGAGUGCGAGCAUUCUAAUGAAUCGAAACAUAAACUUGUUGAGUCGGUGGCUCAGUUCUUUCCUGAAUGUGGGAAGGUGAUGGGGCCGUUUGACUUCCUCCAACCGUGGGCGUUUUUUCGUGCCGCAGCAUUUUCCAAUCUCUUUUGGAUGCUUCCUGAUAGACGUCGCCAGGACAAAACUGCAGCUUAUGAAAUGCUCUUAGUAGCUUUUUCAUGA
This is a messenger RNA of Hydatigera taeniaeformis, 1194 nucleotides long. The record is from the annotation of a GenBank genome assembly. Lineage: Eukaryota; Metazoa; Platyhelminthes; Cestoda; Cyclophyllidea; Taeniidae.